Molecule: messenger RNA, 926 nt
Organism: Hevea brasiliensis (rubber tree)
Lineage: Eukaryota; Viridiplantae; Streptophyta; Magnoliopsida; Malpighiales; Euphorbiaceae
Product: ribonuclease 3-like protein 1
Exons: 4
Coding region: 97-792 (231 amino acids)
Source: RefSeq, a predicted model, not a curated record
GAAACGAAGGCCGAAAGCUGGAGAUGGGUUCUUGAAAAUUUUCUUGCACAGGGUGGGAACAAGAUUAAAGAAAAGGAAAAAAAAAUGAAAAGAUAGAUGGAAAAGAAAUUGCAAGAACCAGAAAAGCAAUCCCAAACCGGCUAUAUCAAUCUCAAGAAUCUUCCUCCUCUAGAUCCGCGCACCACCUCCUACUCCCAGCAGGUUAGGAAAAUCAAAACAGUUGCCAGGUAUGUUCCUAAAGCUGUUAAGCCAAGCCCCAAAGAAGAGGGAACCAAGGCAGGGAAAUUGUUUGAUCAUGAGGCAAACACAGAAGCAGAUUUGUUAGCUGAUAGAAAUCUAGUAUAUAAUAAGAAUAAUCCCAGAGAUGAUGAAGAUGAUGCUUGUAAUUGCUGUAUCAAGCACAUGAUAGACUCUAAUAACACCAUCUCCAAGACCCAAACGCAAAGCAAGGUGGUUUCUGAGACCAGCAUGGAUGAUAAAGCCUUCCAUAAUAACUCAGGCAAACAAAAAAAUGCAUCAGCUAAAUCACAAUUGCAUGAGAUUUGUGCAGCCAACAAUUGGAAACCCCCUUUAUUUGAAUGUUGCAAAGAGGAAGGACCUUCCCACCUGAGAUUGUUCACUUUUAAGGUUUCAAUGGAGAUUGAAGGGGCAGCACCAUCAGCAUCUAUCUUGCAGUGUUUUGGUGCCCCUAGGCCCAAAAAGAAGGCUGCAGCAGAGCAUGCAGCUGAAGGAGCUUUAUGGUACUUGAAGCAUCUUGGUUAUUUUCCAAUAAAAAAAAAUGUUAAUAAAUAAAUAAAUAAUUCAUAAUCUUAAUUUUAAUAAUCCCAUUUUAACUAAUGUCUUAACCUAAUAAAUCAUUGUAAUCUUCCUCCUUUUUAAUAAUAAUAAUAAUAAAUAAACAAAAAAUAAUUUUCACCUUCUUUUUA